AUGUCAACUGACCCUCGACUCGCCCGGCUCCAAGCUCGAGCAAAUACACCUCAGUCUGCGCCAGCCAAAUCACAGCCACUACCUCAACCUCAACCCCAAUCUCCACUACAAUCGCAACCGCAACCGGAACCGGAACCGCAAACACAAACCCAACCUGCUUCUCCAUCCCCAGCACCUGUAGAGACAGGGCACUCCAAAUUAACUCCCCCAAGUUUAGAUGGCAACGUCGACGUCGAGGCGCCAGUUACGGUGCCUGCUGACGCAGUCGCUGAAACAAGCGAAGUCCCCUUCAAGUUAAGAUUCUGCACAGUCUGUGCCUCAAAUAACAACCGGAGCAUGGAAGCUCACCUGAGAUUGUCGACUUCAGACCGUCACUACCCGGUCAUCUCUUUCGGCACGGGUUCGUUUGUCCGAUUACCUGGUCCGUCAAUCUCCCAGCCACAGGUUUACAACUUCAACACCACCUCUUACUCGAAAAUGUACGAGGAACUGAAUGCACAAGAUGCGAGGUUGUACCGGAACAAUGGAAUUUUGAAUAUGCUGGAUCGGAAUCGAAACAUAAAGUGGGGCCCAGAGCGAUUUCAUGACUGGGUGGUUGGCGCGUCGAGGAUGGAUGCUUUGCAACGAGGGGACAAAGGCGCCGAGGGAUCGGAAGGCGGUAUUGUCGACGUGAUCUUCACCUGUGAAGAGAGAUGCUGGGACGCUGUGGUUGAUAAUCUGCUGGACCGAGGAGCACCUUUAAACCGACCUGUUCACGUGUUCAAUAUCGACAUCAAGGAUAACCAUGAGGAGGCCCUUAUAGGAGGAGGCGCAAUUUUGGAAUUGGCGGACCUACUUAACGACGCUGCCGCCGAAGAGCGGAAGCAGAACGGCACGAGGGGGUGGGAGAAUGGAGGUGGUGCGGCCCGGGAGAGUUUCGAUGAAAGAGUCCCUGAUAUUCUGGCCACCUGGCAGGAAAGAUGGCCCAGCUUGCCGGCAUUGUGGACGCUGUCGUGGUUCUAA
Messenger RNA from Capronia epimyces CBS 606.96, 1002 nucleotides. RefSeq lists its product as uncharacterized. The record is from RefSeq and is a predicted model, not a curated record. The coding region runs from base 1 to 1002 and encodes 333 amino acids. Gene Ontology annotation, cellular component: nucleus; mRNA cleavage and polyadenylation specificity factor complex. Gene Ontology annotation, molecular function: RNA polymerase II CTD heptapeptide repeat phosphatase activity. NCBI's taxonomy places the organism in Eukaryota, Fungi, Ascomycota, Eurotiomycetes, Chaetothyriales, Herpotrichiellaceae. The transcript has a single exon. Gene Ontology annotation, biological process: termination of RNA polymerase II transcription.